UGGAAAGACCGUUGGAGCUGGGAGAAGCGAAGAAGGCCAACGACCAAAACGCUGAACUGCAGGAUGCCACUAGUAGAUGCCUGGACGAGCAAACUACGGGCGAGAAUCUUGAUGCUGAGGUAGGAGCUUCUGAUCAUGAUCAAGAAAAAGACUUCAUGUGCAUACCCCUCACUGCUCAUGGCACUUCAGUCUUGCGUGGACAACAGAACUCGAG
Messenger RNA from Amoebophrya sp. A25, 214 nucleotides. NCBI's taxonomy places the organism in Eukaryota, Dinophyceae, Syndiniales, Amoebophryaceae. The record is from the annotation of a GenBank genome assembly.